Molecule: messenger RNA, 825 nt
Organism: Euleptes europaea (tarantolino)
Lineage: Eukaryota; Metazoa; Chordata; Lepidosauria; Squamata; Sphaerodactylidae
Gene: THAP11
Product: THAP domain containing 11
Exons: 1
Coding region: 22-789 (255 amino acids)
Biological process (GO): regulation of transcription by RNA polymerase II
Cellular component (GO): nucleoplasm
Molecular function (GO): RNA polymerase II cis-regulatory region sequence-specific DNA binding
Source: RefSeq, a predicted model, not a curated record
GGAAGCAAUAAAUAACACGCCAUGCCCGGGUUCACGUGCUGCGUGCCGGGCUGCUACAACAACUCGCACCGGGACAAGGCGCUCCAUUUCUACACUUUCCCGAAGGACGCGGAGCUGCGCCGCCUGUGGCUGAAGAACGUGUCGCGGGCCGGCGUGAGCGGCUGCUUCAGCACUUUCCAGCCCACCACCGGCCACCGCGUCUGCUCCGAGCACUUCCCGGGCGGCCGCAAGUCCUACCUGGUGCGGGUGCCCACCAUCUUCCCCCUCCGGGGGGUCAACGAGCGCAAGGGGGCCCGGGGGGCUCGCCGCGCCCGCCACGCCCCCCAGCAGCAAGCCGCUGCCGCCGCCCAGCCCGCCGUGCUGCUCACCCUGCAGCAAGAGGGCGCCGUCGAGCCGGGAGGCCAAGCGCCCCGCGCCGGGGGAGGACCCGAGGACGUCAAGCCCAUCGACCUGACCGUGCAGGUGGAGCUGGGGGACCCCGACGCCGCCGGGGCGGUGGGCACCCCCGUCCGGCUGGCCUUGCUGGCCGGCAACGGGCCCCUGGCCGACGGCCCGCCGGACCACUCCUACUCGCUGUCGUCGGGCACCACCUCGGAGGAGCUGCUGCGCAAGCUGAACGAGCAGCGGGACAUCAUCGCCCUGCUGGAGGUGAAGAUGAAGGAGAUGAAGGGCAGCAUCCGCCGCCUGCGCCUGGCCGAGGCCCAGCUCCGCGAGGAGAUCCGGGAGAAGGACCGCCAGCUGCAUGCCGCCAGCGCCACGGGGGGAGCUCGCAAGCGCCAUGGCCUCUGAGGGCGGGCCGGACAUUUCCUCUCCCUCCAACACAUG